This is a messenger RNA of Penaeus indicus, 1344 nucleotides long. RefSeq names its product JNK-interacting protein 3-like. Gene Ontology annotation, molecular function: JUN kinase binding; signaling receptor complex adaptor activity; kinesin binding. Gene Ontology annotation, cellular component: cytoplasm. Gene Ontology annotation, biological process: vesicle-mediated transport. The record is from RefSeq and is a predicted model, not a curated record. The transcript has 2 exons. NCBI's taxonomy places the organism in Eukaryota, Metazoa, Arthropoda, Malacostraca, Decapoda, Penaeidae. The coding region runs from base 176 to 574 and encodes 132 amino acids.
CGUCAUUGAGUGAGGAGGAAGUGCGAGUCGCGGCUGGAAAGUGUCGAAAUAAACCCCGUCUUAGUCAUGUGAGGUGCAAAUCCAGUUCGCUAAGAAAAUGGUCAGAUAAGAACCACGAGCGGUGUCACCCCCUUUUUUUUAUAAGUGCUCGCAUCCCCCAGAAAAGUGAUUCGAGAUGGAUAUGAUGACCGAGGGCGAGACCGUGUACAACUCGCACGAUGACUCCCACGUCGUCAUGUCGGAGAAGGUGCAAUCUCUGGCGGGCAGCAUUUACCAGGAGUUCGAGCGGAUGAUUUCCCGCUACGACGAGGAUGUGGUCAAGGACCUCAUGCCCCUCGUCGUCAACAUCCUGGAAUGCCUGGACCUCGCCUACACAGAAAACCAGGAGCAUGAGGUGGAGGUGGAGCUGCUACGAGAGGACAACGAGCAGCUUGUCACCCAGUAUGAGCGGGAGAAACAGCUCAGGAAGACCUCGGAGCAGGUGAGUCGUCAACAGCAGGAGGAGCAGAGCCGGACGCAUGCGGCCUCGCGAAUGCAUACGGGCACGCAUAGGCCUAUACAUACACAAACAUGAGUGUAAGCGAGAUGUGUAAGGAAAAGGGGGUGAAUGACUAGAUGGACGGGUAAAUAAACGGAGUGGAGAGAAGGAUGCACCCACUGUGUUGCUGGCUGUUGCAGCUGAGAUCGUUGCAACUCGACGAAUUCUAAUAGGCGAAGGUUAAAUGGCGUCGGCAAGGAGGAGUAUUCGGAGAGGAGGGGGAGGGGGAGGAGGAGGACGACGACGACGUUGUGGUGAGGAAGAAAGGCGAGGAAUGAAAGAAGGAAAGAGAAACGGACCAAAUUUGAGUUAGGGUAGAUAAUACGAAGGAGGAAAAAAAGAAAAGGGGAAGGAAGGGAGAAAGGAGGUAGGCAGGGAGAAGUUGAGUGAGUGAAAGAGAGAGGCAGACAAAUAGACAGAAUGAAUGAAUGAAUGGAUGAAUAUAAGAAUGCGAAUAAGAAAAAAAAGAGACGGGAAUGAUAGGGUGAGUGAGACAGAGAAAAAAGCAAAAGUAUGGAGAAAGACUAGCGAGGGUGAGGACGAGGGGGUCACGUGGCCCCAGGCAGCCGCGCGGAGAAGGUCAGCGUGCCUGCACUCCUAUUAGCUCAUCGAGGAGCGGCCGCCGGGCGUCCCGUGACUGCCACCUGGGCCGGCCGGGAUGCGGGCGAGCAAGGGGCCGAAGGUGGCGCAGCAGAGGCACGAGGGGCGUGUCGUGAGGCAGAUGGUUGCGUGUACUAUCUCUUCCCGGACAGAGAAGAGGGAAGGGAAAGGGAGGAGAGUGAUGAUAAGGAGAUGGGGCGGGUGGA